Messenger RNA from Pipistrellus nathusii (Nathusius's pipistrelle), 1857 nucleotides. Lineage: Eukaryota; Metazoa; Chordata; Mammalia; Chiroptera; Vespertilionidae. The record is from the annotation of a GenBank genome assembly.
AUGGAUCCUGUGGCCAUUGAAGAUGUGGCUGUGAACUUCACUCUGGAGGAGUGGGCUUUACUGGAUACUCCACAGAAGAAACUGUAUAGAGAUGUCAUGAAGGAAACCUUCAGGAACCUGGACUCAAUAGGCCAAAACUGGGAAGAUCAUUACAUUGAAGAUCUGUACAAAAGCCAGGGGAGAAAACUAAGGAGUCAGAUGGCAGAAAGUCUCAGUGAAGGUAAAGAGGGCUGUCAACGUGGAGAAAAUUCCAGCCUCACCCCAACUCUCAGUCUGAACAAGAAAACUGCGGGAGCGGAGCCACCCAAGUGUGGCAUAUGUGGGAAAGUCUUCAUGCAUUAUUUUUCCCUUAACAUGCAUGUCCGAGGCCACACUGGACACAAACCAGAUGAGUACCUGAAAUGCAGAGAGAGGCCAUAUAAAUGUAAGGUGUGUGGGAAAGCUUAUAUUUCUUCGAGUUUAUUUCAAAUACAUCAAAGGAAGCACACUGAAGAGAAAACCUAUACGUGUAAGGAAUGUGGGAAAGCCUUCCGUUUCCUCACAUCCUUUCAAAUCCAUGAAAGGGUUCACACAGGAGAAAAACAAUACGAAUGUGAGGAAUGUGGGAAACCCUUCAUGUGGCUCACAAGCUUUCGAAGACACCUGGCCAUGCACACUGGAUAUGGACCUUAUAAAUGCAAACAGUGUGGAAUGGUCUUUCGAUAUCAUCAGGCUUUUCAGACCCAUGAAAGAACUCACACAGGAGAUAAAGCCUAUGAAUGUGAGCAAUGUGAUAAAGCUUUUAAUUCUCAACGAGGUUUCCAAAUACAUCAAAGCUACCACAAAGGAAAGCACCCCUAUGUAUGUAAACAAUGUGGAAAAGUCUUUAGAUAUCAUCAUACUCUUCAAGCACAUGAAAAGAUUCACACAGGAGAGAAACUCUAUGAAUGUAAGCAGUGUGGUAAAGCUUUCAGUUCUCAUCGAGGUUUCCAAGUUCAUGAAAGAUAUCACAAAGGAGAGAAACCCUAUGAAUGUAAGAAAUGUAGCAAAGCUUUCAGUUCUCACCAAGGUUUUGAAAUACAUGUAAGAAAUCACAAGGGGGAGAAACCCUAUGAGUGUAAGGAAUGUGGUAAAAGUUUCAGUUGUUACCGAGGUUUCCAAUUACAUGAAAGAAAUCACAAUGGAGAGAAACCCUAUAAAUGUGAAUGUGGUAAAGCUUUUGUUUAUUACUAUGCCUUACAAUUACACAAAUCAACUCAUACUGCAGAGAAAUCCUAUGAAUGCAAGGAAUGUGGGAAAGUCCUCAGUAAUCACAAAUGCUUAAAGAGACACGAGAAACUGCACACAGGAGAGAAAUCCUAUAAAUGUAAGCAAUGUGGGAAAGCCUUCAUGCAUCUGUCAGGAUUCCGGACACACAUGAAAAUGCAUGCUGGAAAUAGACCUUAUCAGUGUAAGGAAUGUGGGAAGGCUUUCAUUUACCCAUCAGGUGUUAGAGCACACAUGAUGCAAGUACAUGUUGGAAAUAGACCUUAUCAAUGUAAGGAAUGCGGGUUAGCAUUUUAUUUUCCCAGUACAUUACGCAGGCAUGAAAUGACUCACACUGGAGAGAAACCCUGUGAGUGUAAACAAUGUGGUAAAACCUUCAGAGAUCACAGUUAUUUAAAAAUACACGAAAGAAGUCAUACUGGAGAAAAACCCUAUAAAUGUAAGCAUUGUGGUAAAGCUUUUAUUUCUCAGCUAGGUUUCCAAGUACAUGAAAGAAGUCACACUGGAGAGAAACCAUAUGAAUGUGAAGAAUGUGGGAAAUGCUUCGGUUAUCCCAGUUCCUUCCGGAGGCAUAAAAAGACUCACAGUAAAAGUCCCGUUGAAUGUAAAUAG